This is a messenger RNA of Aspergillus nidulans FGSC A4, 375 nucleotides long. RefSeq lists its product as uncharacterized. The transcript has 4 exons. NCBI's taxonomy places the organism in Eukaryota, Fungi, Ascomycota, Eurotiomycetes, Eurotiales, Aspergillaceae. The coding region runs from base 1 to 375 and encodes 124 amino acids. The record is from RefSeq and is a predicted model, not a curated record.
AUGCAUAUGCCGCCCUCGCAAAAAGAGCAGCCCGGUUGGCAUCGUGCGCCGCGUCUUCUGAACCAGGGCUUCCAGUACCUGUGGGAGCAACGCGUAGAUUCAUCGCCGGGCUCAAACGGAGUGUGGAGCUUGACGCUAGAUAAGUGGACAUUCUCCGUCUAUGAGUACAGCUCGGAUGCGGAACAGUUUUGCGCGAAAGGUGACUGCGCCGGACGUACUGGUGGAUCUUCGGCGCGCAUUGCAUGGGGGACCCGGUUCUGGUCUGCCGAUAAAGGUUUAGAGGAAGGGAGCGGAGGUGCGGUACGUUUAGAGGCCAGGACAGACGUUAUAGUGGCCGAGCAGAACUCCCUCACCUGGUACAGGGAUUGGCGCUGA